This is a messenger RNA of Trichoderma asperellum CBS 433.97, 1540 nucleotides long. RefSeq lists its product as uncharacterized. Gene Ontology annotation, molecular function: flavin adenine dinucleotide binding; sarcosine oxidase activity. The record is from RefSeq and is a predicted model, not a curated record. Lineage: Eukaryota; Fungi; Ascomycota; Sordariomycetes; Hypocreales; Hypocreaceae.
CAUCAAUCAAACACAUGUAAUCAGUCAUCCAAAGCCAGUAUCAGCGAUACCGUCCCAUCUUCUCUCUUAUUAUCCCCCCAAAAUGACUUCUCCUCCACCACUCGCCAAAGAUUCUCCCAUCAUCAUCAUCGGAGCUGGCAUCUUUGGUCUAAGCACCUCCCUCCAUCUCGCUCAACGAGGAUACUCCAACAUUACAGUCUUUGAUAAACAGCCGUAUCACAAGACUCUAUACUCUUACGAUGCUGGCUGCGACUCUGCGUCUUUUGACAUCAAUAAAAUCAUUCGCUCAGCUUAUGGCUCUCAGACCGAAUACCAAGAUCUCAGCACCGAAGCCCUCUCUGCUUGGGCAGCUUGGAACGAAGAACUCAAGAGCAGCAGUGAAGAUGAUACACUUCUCCCUCCUGGAAUGACUUCAAGUGACAUCUUCUUCAUCCAAAACGGCCAUCUUACCUGUAGCGAUGCCGAUACACUGCCGGAAUUUGAACGAGCUACCGUUGAAAACAUGGAAUUAGCCGGUCAUCACGGCACGCAGCUCAUAAACAACGAACAACGGGAUAUCAAGCUCGCCUCCCAACAGGGCUUCACAUCUGCUCUCCAGCCCUUUGAUAAGCAUGUUCUCGGCGUCUUGGACACCACCGGCGGCUUCGUCCUUGCCGAUAAAGCCUGUCGUUUUGCUCUCUAUAAGGCGAAGAGGCUCGGCGUUCGUUUCAUUCUCGGCGCCGAAUCAGGACGACUUACUUCCUUUAUACACCGCUCAUCUGUCUCACCCUCUACCAACAGCAUCAUUACCGGCAUCGUCACAGCAGAUGGUAAAUCCCAUUCAGCAGCCCUCACCAUUCUCUGCUGCGGUGGCUGGACUCCUUCACUGCUGCCAUCUCUCGAUUCUCUCUGCGAAACGACUGCAGGUUCUGUUUUUAUGCUUCACAUACCAGAAGCAUCUCCUCUCCGCAAACGCUUCCAUCACUCCCGCUUCCCUUCUUGGUCAUUUAAUAUGCGCGAUCAUGGCGCAGAUGGCGGCCUUUACGGCUUCCCUGUUGACCAAAACGGCGUGCUCAAGAUUGGAUAUCGUGGAACAAAAUACACAAAUCCCCAAGUACAGUCCGAUGGCCGAGAACGCAGCGUGCCAGUGACCAAAUGGAGUAGCAACGACGCAAUCACGCAAGUUCCACAGCAGGCUCACCAAGUCGUCACCAAGUUCUUGGAAGAAUAUCUCCCCGAACUGGGAAAUUCUGGCAUCUACAUCGCAGAGACUAGGUUGUGCUGGUAUACCGACUCUUUCGAUAACCACUACGUUAUCGACCGCGUUCCCAGGCAUGAGGGCCUCAUGUGCGCCACAGGGGGCAGCGGACAUGCGUUCAAGUUCCUCCCCAGUAUAGGCAAUUGGGUUGUAGAUGUGAUAGAAGGGGUUGGCUUGGAUCGACCAGCUAUUAAAGCGUGGAGAUGGAGAAUAUUGCAAGAGGGCGAAGAGCCUGUUAAUAAAUUGAUGGAGGGCAGUCAGGGUCCGAGAUCGUUGUGGAAUGUUCCAUUAGUAUCUGUCUGA